Messenger RNA from Protobothrops mucrosquamatus (brown spotted pit viper), 2945 nucleotides. It is a transcript of the gene PLCB1, whose product is annotated as phospholipase C beta 1. Gene Ontology annotation, molecular function: phosphatidylinositol-4,5-bisphosphate phospholipase C activity; calcium ion binding; calmodulin binding. Gene Ontology annotation, cellular component: nuclear speck; cytoplasm. The transcript is spliced from 25 exons. The coding region runs from base 48 to 2939 and encodes 963 amino acids. Gene Ontology annotation, biological process: memory; phosphatidylinositol-mediated signaling; lipid catabolic process. The record is from RefSeq and is a predicted model, not a curated record. Lineage: Eukaryota; Metazoa; Chordata; Lepidosauria; Squamata; Viperidae.
GCGAACACCUGGAUACAGGAAAUGCAGGAGGACGACUGGAAAAUCGAAUGCUUACAAUUGUGCAUGGCCCUGACCUGGUCAAUAUAUCUUACUUGAAUUUAGUAGCUGCUCAGGAAGAAAUAGCAAAGGAAUGGUCAGAAGAAGUCUUCAGCCUGGCAACAAACCUGUUGGCACAGAACAUGUCCAGGGAUGCUUUUCUGGAAAAAGCGUACACAAAACUUAAAUUGCAAGUCACUACAGAUGGGCGUAUCCCUUUGAAGAACAUUUAUCGCUUAUUCUCCUCUGACAGAAAGCGUGUUGAGACUGCACUGGAAGCUUGUAAUCUUCCAUCUGCUAGAAAUGAUUCCAUUCCUCAAGACGACUUCACUCCAGAAAUAUACAGGGAGUUUUUGAGCAACUUUUGUCCUCGACCUGAAAUUGACCACAUCUUCCUAGAACUAGGGGCAAAGAGCAGACCGUAUCUAACUGUUGACCAGAUGAUGGAAUUUAUAAACUUCAAGCAGCGAGACCCAAGGUUAAAUGAAAUUCUCUAUCCGCCCUUGAAGCAAGAACAGGUUCAACAACUGAUUGAAAAAUAUGAACCCAAUAAUAGUUUGGCAAAGAAAGGACAGAUAUCAGUGGAUGGAUUUAUGAGAUACUUAAGUGGAGGAGAAAAUGGAGUUGUUCCACCUGAAAAACUGGAUUUGAAUGAAGAUAUGAGCCAGCCUCUGUCUCACUAUUUUAUCAAUUCCUCACAUAAUACCUACCUCACAGCUGGGCAGCUAGCCGGCAACUCUUCUGUAGAGAUGUAUCGUCAAGUGCUAUUGUCUGGUUGCCGCUGUGUUGAGCUGGACUGCUGGAAAGGCCGAACUGCUGAAGAGGAGCCGGUCAUUACACAUGGAUUCACCAUGACAACGGAAAUAUCCUUUAAGGAAGUCAUAGAAGCUAUUGCUGAAUGUGCAUUUAAGACAUCUCCUUUCCCUAUACUCCUGUCUUUUGAGAAUCAUGUGGAUUCCCCUAAACAGCAGGCAAAAAUGGCAGAAUAUUGUAGAUUAAUAUUUGGAGAUGCUUUGCUGAUGGAACCACUAGAAAAAUACCCACUCGAACGUGGAAUUCCACUUCCUAGCCCAGCAGACCUGAUGUACAAAAUUAUGGUGAAGAACAAAAAGAAGUCCCACAAGUCUGUGGAUGGCAGCGCAAAAAAGAAGCUUUCUGAACAAGCUUCAAAUGCAUGCAGUGAUGCAUCCAGCAGCUUUGAACCCUCUUCCCCAGGAGCAGGUGAAGCAGAAAUGGAGAGUGAUGAUGAUGAUGACUAUGAUGAUGACCUCAAAAAAUCAUCAAUGGAGGAAGGGACAGCUGGAAGUGAGGCCAUGGCUACUGAGGAAAUGUCAAACUUAGUCAAUUAUAUACAGCCUGUAAAGUUUGAGUCAUUUGAGACCUCUAACAAACGAAACAAGAGUUUUGAAAUGUCUUCCUUUGUGGAAACCAAAGCACUUGAACAGCUCACAAAAUCUCCUGUCGAGUUUGUGGAAUAUAAUAAAAUGCAGCUGAGCCGAAUUUACCCAAAAGGGACACGUGUUGAUUCCUCAAAUUACAUGCCUCAGCUGUUCUGGAAUGCAGGCUGUCAAAUGGUUGCUCUUAACUUCCAAACUGUAGAUUUGUCUAUGCAAAUAAAUAUGGGGAUGUAUGAAUAUAAUGGCAAAAGUGGAUACAGACUAAAACCAGAGUUCAUGAGAAGACCAGACAAGCAUUUUGAUCCAUUUACGGAAAGUAUUGUAGAUGGAAUAGUUGCAAACACUUUGUCUGUGAAGGUCAUUUCUGGGCAGUUUCUUUCUGACAAAAAAGUUGGAACUUACGUCGAAGUGGAUAUGUUUGGUCUGCCUGUGGAUACAAGAAGAAAAGCUCUCAAGACAAAGACAUCUCAAGGCAAUGCUGUGAAUCCUGUAUGGGAAGAAGAAGCCAUAGUGUUUAAGAAGGUGGUCCUGCCUUCUCUAGCAUGCUUGAGGAUAGCUGCUUAUGAAGAAGGAGGAAAGUUUAUUGGACAUCGGAUAUUACCAGUAUCAGCAAUUCGACCAGGUUAUCAUUAUAUUUGCCUGAGGAAUGAAAGGAAUCAGCCCUUGAUGUUGCCAGCCAUAUUUGUGUGCAUUGAGGUUAAGGAUUACGUACCUGAUACCUACGCAGAUGUUAUUGAGGCAUUAUCUAAUCCAAUCAGAUACGUAAACCUGAUGGAGCAGAGAGCAAAACAACUGGCAGCACUGACUCUAGAGGACGAAGAAGAAGUAAAGAAGGAGGCAGAACAAGGAGAUGUACCUUCAGAAGCUCACAAUGAACCUAAACCUACACCAGCAGAAAAUGGAGUAAAUUGCACUACAUCUCUCACCCCUAAACCUUCUACUCAGGUUGUUCCAAGCCAACCAACACUGGGUUCUGUGAAAGUUCCAGCCAAAACAGAAGAUCUGAUUCAGAGUGUCCUGACAGAAAUUGAAGCACAAACCAUUGAGGAGCUAAAGCAACAGAAGGCAUUUGUGAAACUUCAGAAGAAGCACUACAAAGAAAUGAAGGAUCUUGUGAAGAGACAUCACAAAAAAACAACGGAUCUUAUAAAAGAGCAUACUACAAAAUACAAUGAAAUUCAAAAUGAUUAUCUGCGGCGAAGGGCAGUGCUGGAGAAAACAGCUAAAAGAGACAGUAAGAAAAAAAGUGAAACUGGCAGCCCAGAUCAUAGCCCUUCAACUGUUGAGCAAGAGUUAGCUGCCCUUGAUUCAGAAAUGACACAGAAGUUAAUAGAGCUCAAAGAAAAACAACAGCAACAGCUACUGAAUCUUCGACAAGAACAGUAUUACAGUGAAAAGUACCAGAAACAAGCACAUAUCAAAUUGCUUAUACAAAAGCUGACAGAUGUAGCAGAAGAAUGCCAAAGCAAUCAACUAAAGAAGUUGAAAGAGAUUUGUGAAAGGUAAAGACUA